AUGGCCGGCCUCUCUCUUCGGUCUACUUACAAGCUUGUCUCGGGCUACGAGAUCCCCGUCGUUGGUUUCGGUGUCGACAGCGCCAAGGUCUACCAGAAUGAAGUCGAAAGCGCCGCCGCCAUCCGCCAGUCCGGACUUGACCGGUCGCAGAUUUUCUACACGACCAAGGUCCCCCGCACUAUGAUGGGCUACGAGAAUGCGAAGAAAGCUAUCACAGAGAGCAUUGCUGAUGCCAGCCUUGGAUAUAUCGACCUCGUCUUGAUUCACGCGCCCUACGGCGGCAAGGAGGCUCGCCUGGGAACAUGGCGCGCCCUGGUUGAGGCCCAAAAGGCAGGACACAUCCGUUCUAUCGGUGUCUCCAACUUCGGCAUCAAGCAGCUGGAGGAAUUGGAGGAGUACAUCAAGAGCGGAGGUGGUGGUGAGAUUUCCGUCGGCCAGUAUGAGAUUCACCCUUGGUGCCCGCGUGAUGAUGUCACCGAGUGGCUGCACAAGCGUAAUGUUAUCGUCGAGGCGUACUCGCCUCUUGUCCAGGGUACUCGCAUGAAGGAGCCGGUUCUCCAGAAGCUGUCCGAGAAGCACGGAAAGAGCCCUGCCCAGAUUCUGAUUCGCUGGAGCUUGCAAAAGGGAUGUGUUCCCCUCCCCAAAUCUGUCACCGACUCGCGCAUUGCCGAGAACUCGCAGGUCUUCGAUUUCGCCCUGUCGGAGGAGGACAUGGCGAGUCUGAAGCUGGAUGAGUAUGCGCCUGUGUGCUGGGACCCGGCAGUCGCCGGAACGGUUGCCUCCAACAUGCCGGACGAGCCGCGACGUAUCGUUAUUGAGAAAUCCAGCACCGUGCGUCGCCGGUAUCAACGCAGCAACAAACAAUUCCGGUUCACGGCCGCCGAACUCAAACGAAUCGAACGCGAAGAAGAGCUCGACCGCCGCGCCAAGAGCAUACGGGAGAAGGAAAAGAAACGUGUUGCCAACAAGAAAAAGAAGGACGAGCAGGAGCGGGAGAGGAAGCGACUUGGCCUGCCCGAUCCCAAUGUCCGCAAGGUUUCUUCAAGUCAACCGCUGCUUUCGAACUUCCUUGGCCUUGCUCGAAACCCAGCGCCCGUUCCAGAGCCACAGCCAGCGCAGGAUAUAACCGGCUCCGGCUUGGAAAGUGGGGCGGGGGAUACGGAGGAAGACUCAGAUGGACCGGACGACUUGGAUGAGGAGUUGGAAAAUGAAUUAUCCUGUCUACAAGAGGCACUCGUCUCUGAGAACUUCGACGGGCAUGACGCAGUCCUUGGAGAAGGCGACCACGAUGCAGAAUUAGAGAAGGAUCCGCCAUAUCUCCAAGAGACGGCGGUCCCGGAAGAACUCGACAACCAUGCCGCAAGAGACGAAAGGUCAGGAAGUGGUGGACUCUGUCUAGAAAAGACAGUAGUCCCCGAUGAAGCUGAUGGGCUUGGUGUGAACUUUGGAAUGGACCAAGCUGACGAAGAUACGGAUCCUUUUGAUGACUUGGAUGAAGAAUUGGAGCGAGAGCUUUAUUGUCUCCAGGAUGCAGGCAUUCUAGAGCAGGAAACACUCGACCAAAAUACAAACGACAAGAGCAAUGAAACGUUGGCAUUAUGUUUUGAUGACCGAGACGAUGAUGAAUUCUCAGAUUGCUCUGCAUUUGAUGACGAAGACAUUCUUAAAGCAGCCGAAGCUGUAAUAAAAUCGCCCUCUAUCCAACCUGGCCCAAGCGACCAUAUUUCAUCCAAACCUGCCGUUAUCGUGCAUGCCUCCUCAGACGAAUGUAUCAAGCCAGUCAUGAACGCCAUGUCUUCGGCUAGUGAUUCAUUCCGAGAUGACACUGCUGACUGGAUGGAAGAAGUCUUUGAACGUGGUUGCGGGGAAUCAUUUUGCGAUAUCUACGAGUAG
This is a messenger RNA of Penicillium manginii, 1893 nucleotides long. RefSeq names its product aldo/keto reductase family protein. Gene Ontology annotation, molecular function: oxidoreductase activity. NCBI's taxonomy places the organism in Eukaryota, Fungi, Ascomycota, Eurotiomycetes, Eurotiales, Aspergillaceae. The coding region runs from base 1 to 1893 and encodes 630 amino acids. The record is from RefSeq and is a predicted model, not a curated record. The transcript has 5 exons.